AUGCCUGAACCAGAUAAGCACGCCGCUGCGCAACAAGCCGUAGAUAUCCUCCAUGAGAUCUCUACUAUCCUAAACUGUCACCUCGACCGCCGGACUCUAUCCAUCUGCAUCUCUAUGAUUGAGCGUGGAGUGAAUCCAGAGGCUUUAGCGCAAGUUAUCAAGGAGCUCAGACAAGAGGCCCAGCAACCUGCAGCCGCGGCAAGACGACGUUAA
Messenger RNA from Fusarium subglutinans, 213 nucleotides. RefSeq names its product mitotic-spindle organizing 1. Gene Ontology annotation, biological process: mitotic spindle assembly; microtubule nucleation by interphase microtubule organizing center; gamma-tubulin complex localization. NCBI's taxonomy places the organism in Eukaryota, Fungi, Ascomycota, Sordariomycetes, Hypocreales, Nectriaceae. The record is from RefSeq and is a predicted model, not a curated record. The transcript is spliced from 3 exons. Gene Ontology annotation, cellular component: interphase microtubule organizing center; spindle; centrosome. Bases 1 to 213 code for a protein of 70 amino acids.